Molecule: messenger RNA, 3080 nt
Organism: Microcebus murinus (gray mouse lemur)
Lineage: Eukaryota; Metazoa; Chordata; Mammalia; Primates; Cheirogaleidae
Source: RefSeq, a predicted model, not a curated record
CCCGCGCUGUGCGCAGGCCAGACCUCCGCACCCCGGCGGCGGGGGCGGCCAUGCUCGUGCCUCUGCGGCUGCUCUAGGACGGUGGAGGGCGCCGCGUCUCUGUGGUCCUCCUUUCUCGCCCUAGGAGGGAGCUGAGAGAGGUCUGGUUGUCCCCAAGACACUGACUGCUCCCCGGCUCCGCUAUCGCGAUCAGGAAAGCAGGAGGCUACGGAGGAGGGUUUGGAAAUCAGACCACCCCUUCUUGGAAAUCAGUCCACCUCGCUGCACCCUAGUAUGUAUGGAUGCUGCUACAGGUAGCACAUACUUCACUUAACUGCACCUGUCCAUGUCUCUGCCUCCCUUUACUGGUUUCUACAUUCCCAGGGAGCAAAUUACAUCCUUGACAUAAUCAUCUCUGUGGCUCUAAAUGCGCCUAAUGUCUAGUCCCCAACCUUUCCGGGACUCUUAGAUGGCCAAUGUUACAUGUUUAGAUUCCCUAAACACACCCAAUCAGACAACGGUGGGCAGUAAAAGCCAUUCUGAUGAGGUUUCAGACAGAAAUGAAAGACGUGUUAGUGACAAACUAGAGGAAAAGCCAUCUUGCUAUAAAGUGGCAAGGAAGUUGACUGAAUUGUGUUCAUGUCCCAGUAUUUUGUGGAAGGAGGAACUCAUGAUCAAUGAAAUAGGAUACUUGGCAGAAGAAAUCUCUAAGCAAAAUAUCGAGGGUUGUGGCAUGGCUUCUUUUGACUGCUUAUCUAAAAUGCAAAAUGAAAGAAACAAAUUAAAGAUGGAGUUUAUCCUUAAAAGAGAAGCAGAACUUAGAGAUUUGAAAAUGUCUCAGUGUGGCUAGGUUGCAAAAAAUGAAAAAGCAUGUUCUGGAGAGAACACCAAAAGUGUGGCCUCUGAUAAGGAGGGAUAGAGAGAAGCCAGAUGCUAUUCAUCAAAACAGAGGAAGAGUGAUCCCAAAGGCAUUUCUGAGAUCUUCCUGGCUGUCCUCCCAUCACAAGCCCAGAAUGCCAGAGCCAGGGAAGCACAACAAUGUCAAGGCUCUGCUCCUGCAUUCCAACUUAGGGUUCUUGGCUUCCCCAGCUGUGGCACAGGUAGGCCCAAAUGCUGCUUGGACUGCCCCUGCAGAAGGCAUAGGAAAACUAUGGCAGCGUCGCGGUGCUAACUCUGCAAAUGCACAGAGUGCAAGAGUUGUGCGGGCAAGGCUUCCUCAACUAAGAUUUCAAAGGAUUCCCCAGGGAAGCUCAGGGCCCCCGGCAGAGAAGAUCCCAGAUCAGCAUGCAGCUCCAGCUGGGAGAGCCACAGGCAUGAGACUCCGAGCCACGAGAGCUGCCUCAUGGGCUGCAACCAGCAAAGCUGUUGGGCAAUGGGCUAGGCCACCUCGGAGUCAAUGGCCCAGCGUUCUCCUUGAUCUGCAGCUGGGAACUGGCCUGGCAGUCCACAGAAGCGAUUCCGGGUCAGCUUACCUCAGUGCCCCAAGCCCGGGCAGCUAUCAAGCAGCACCUAUAAGGCACUACUAUUACUCCCAUUUCACAGAGAACGUGUGUCUGUCCGGGCGUCACCGCGGGAGCGUGGCCAUGGUGCUCUGGAGCCUGGCGCUGGGAGCUCUGCUGCUGGUCACGGUGCUGUACCUGUGCCUGCCAGGGCUUCUCCGACAACGCGGGCCCCAGGAGCCCCCUCUGGACAAGGGCACAGUGCCCUGGCUGGGCCAUGCCAUGGCUUUCCGGAAGAAUAUGUUUGGAUUCCUGAAGCGCAUGUGGACCAAGCACGGGGAUGUGUUCACAGUGCAGCUGGCAGGCCAGUACUUCACCUUCGUCAUGGACCCCCUCUCCUUCGGUCCCAUCCUCAAGGAAACACAGAGGAAACCACAUCCAAAAUUUGAAAACGGCCUGGUACAAAAGGUAUUUGGAUACUAUGCAGAGGGAAAGAACAAACAGAAGAUCCACCUGGCUAGCCAGAAGUACCUGAUGGGGCAUGACUUGGAGGAUCUCAAUGAGGUCGUGGUGGACACCCUGUCCCUGAUAAUGCUUGGGCCCAAAGGCCGAAGUCUGGAUGCCAGUGGCUGGCGUGAGGAUGGCCUCUUUCACUUCUGCUAUAACACCACGUUCAAGGCUGGCUACUUGAGCUUGUUUGGCCACACGAAGGACAAGGAGCAGGACCUGCGACAGGCAGAGCAGUUAUUCACCCACUUCCUCAGGUUUGACCACUUUUUCCCCAGGUGUGUCUAUUCCCUGCUGGGGCCCCGAGAGUGGCUAGAAAUGGGCCGACUGCAGCGUUUCUUUCCCAAGAUGCUCUCUGCUAAACACAACCAGGAGAAGGGACACGUAAGCAAGUGGCUAUGCUGCAUGCGUCAGUUUCUGAGGGAGCACGGAGCAGCCCCAGACAUGCAGGACAGGUUCAGCUUCAUGACGCUCUGGGCCUCCCAGGCAAACAAAGGCCCUGCAGCUUUCUGGGCCCUCCUGUUCCUCCUGAAGCACCCAGAAGCCAUGCAGGCUGUGAAGGAGGAGGCCUCCCAGGUCCUGGGUGGGGCGAGGCUGGCGGCUGGACAGUCCUUCCCCUUGCAGCGGGGUGCCCUGCGCUGCACCCCGGUGCUGGACAGUGUGAUGGAGGAGACGCUGCGGCUGCGGGCUGCGCCCACGCUCUGCAGGGCUGUGAGCGAGGACUGCAUGCUGAAGACGGCCAGUGGGAAGGAGUACCUGUGCCGGCGCGGGGACAUCGUGGCCCUCUUUCCCUACCUGUCAGUGCACAUGGACCCUGACAUCCACCCUGAGCCCACGGCCUUCAAGUACGAUCGCUUCCUCAACCCUGAUGGCAGCCGAAAGGUAGACUUCUACAAGGCGGGCAAGAAGAUCCCCCACUACACCAUGUCCUGGGGCUCGGGCCUCUCCAUGUGCCCUGGGAGGUUCUUCGCCCUCAGCGAGAUGAAGCUCUUUGUCCUGCUCAUGGUCACACACUUUGACCUAGAGCUAGUGGACCCUUACAUGCCUGUGCCCCAAGUUGACCCCACGCGCUGGGGCUUUGGUGUGAUGCACCCCAAUCACGACGUGCGCUUCCGCUACCGCCUGCAGCCUGCAGAGUGAGCUCCACAAGCCCGG